Molecule: messenger RNA, 1388 nt
Organism: Acinonyx jubatus (cheetah)
Lineage: Eukaryota; Metazoa; Chordata; Mammalia; Carnivora; Felidae
Gene: SMIM7
Product: small integral membrane protein 7
Exons: 5
Coding region: 55-282 (75 amino acids)
Source: RefSeq, a predicted model, not a curated record
CCUCCCUCUUCGAGGCUUCCGCUUCCGGUUCUGACGGACGCUUCGGCCGUAACGAUGAUCGGGGACAUCCUGCUGUUCGGGACGCUGCUGAUGAACGCCGGGGCGGUGCUCAACUUUAAGCUGAAAAAGAAGGACACGCAGGGCUUUGGGGAGGAGUCGAGGGAGCCCAGCACAGGUGACAACAUCCGGGAGUUCCUACUGAGCCUCAGAUACUUCCGCAUCUUCAUUGCGCUGUGGAAUGUCUUCAUGAUGUUCUGCAUGAUCGUGCUGUUUGGCUCCUGAGCCCCAGAUAUAUGCCUUCCCGGGAACCAGGAACCAGGAACCACCUUCCCAGAUGCCGGGUCUCCCUUCCUCCGUUCCUGAUGACUUCAAGAAUGGUUUUGACUGGAAAACCAGCGAUCUUCCCAGAAAGCCCAAGUUCGUGGUGGGUGGAAAAAAAUGUUCGCCAAGCUGCACACGGUUUCCCAGCCACGUCAUUGUUUUCUUUUCAAAGAUCUUUUCACUUUGGUCUCUCCUCUGAAAUGCUGACUACUUAAGGAGUUUGAGGAGGGCUUAUGGAAGGGGAAUGUGAUAACAUUGCAUUCCCUACGGAUAAAAGAACAUGUCUAGAUUGUUUUUUUAGAUUGGAAUUCCUCUUCCAAGCUUCCGCUAGAAACCCACUUCUGGAUAUUUCUCUGUUUAUUUUUAACAACCAUCCUUUUUGGUUCCAAUUACCCAAGUUUUGAAAAAAUCAUUUUUAUCCAGGGAUCUGAAACAGAAAGGUUGGCUUUUGAGUUUGAUGGAACCUCUUUACUGGACUGUAUUUACGAAUAACAAGCAAGUUCAUUGUUGCUGGGCCUGUGUCCAAAUUCCUUUCCUGUCUCGAUGGGCUCUGCUUGGCCACUCAGUGCAGCUGAGGUCAUCCCCAGGACUUUAAGGGUGAAGUAUUACCGAUUCCCAUGGAAGAGAGGUACAGAGCAGGCAGAUGUGGGUGUUAGGAGAAACUUCGCCUUGCCUUGAAGCCCUCUGUUAAAGUCACUUUUGGGGCCAUUAAUUGUAUCAUUUUUGGAACGAGGGUGCCGUCCAUGGAGGGUAUCAGGACCCAGUUCUCAAAGUUUGGAAUUCUGGGUCUGAUUUUCAAGUGAGUGAUUUCAAGGUUGAAAAACAAGGAGCCUCACUCGAGGAAAUCUAGCAUUUUGCACAGAAUCUUCAUUGAAAGGGAGGCCUUUUAUUGCCAAGACGAAAUGCCGGUGGUCAGCACCCAGAUCCUGCCGGUGUUUGAUUUGUUCGUUGUGGUUUUUGAAAUCCUGAUUUGUAGGUAAACCUGACGGGAGGAAGAAGUAACCAAGUAAACCUGUAGACUUGCAGAACUGAGUCACAUUGAAAAUAAAGCUCAUUUCUAAAAAGGA